UUCUCUUUCAACCACCUCGCUUGCUAGCCAACAGAAAACUGUCUAACUAUCUAACUUAAAACCGAAAUAUUGACGCUUUAGACCACGGUUAUGUACAUUAGCUAACCUUUUAAACACAAUUAUUAUCUUGACGUAUCUACUGGUUAACUUUAACCUAAUUUGCUUGUUCAAUUUGCAAACUUGUUAAAGAUUGAUACUGAGCCUAGCACUAGGCUAUUCGCUAAUGCUAACUAACAUCACUGACCAUGAGCUCACUAAACUACUCAUCCCCUGCUAAAGAAGAAGAUAUCUACUGGACGGAGAAAGAAGCUCUGGCGCUGAACAUUGUCGUGAAAGAAGAAGAGGAUAUUACAGUGAACGGAGAGGAAGAACCUUUCAGAAUGAAAAAGGAUGAAGAGGAGGCUGUUAUAGGGAAAGAAGAGGAAGAACAUUUUGGAGUGGAAGAGAGGAUAGAGGCUGUCACAGUGGAAAAGGAAGAGGAAGACGCUUUCAGAAUGAAAAAGGAGGAAGGGGAGACUAUCACAUUGAAAGAAGAAGAGGAGGAUGUUACCGUGAAAAAAUAUAAAGAAUCUUUAGUAGUGAAAGAGGGGAUAGAGGCAGCCAGAGUGGAAGAGGAGGAUGUUAUAGGGGGGAAAGAGGAAGAACCUUUUAGAGAGGAAGAGGAUGCUAUCUCAAUAAAGGUGGAGGAGGAAGACGUUUUGGGAGUGAAAGAGGAGGACAUAGAGGAUCCGAUUAACAACAGGGAGAGACAUGACUAUUGUGGAUCCUCUGGGGAGCCUCAACAACAUCCUGAUGCUGAUGAGGAAGAGAAGAGUCUCUCCAGAUCAGAACACCAGAUGGACAACGCUAGCCCUUCCUCCCUCCCGGAGUCCCCGUGUUGUGCCUCUCCCGGUAGCAUCUUACUGCUGGGUAUGAAGAGGUUGUCUGUGCUGCUGGUGGACUGCAGGAAAACAACAGGGCUGAGUGGAACUGUGAGAGGAGGAGAAGAGAAGAAAGGAUCAGAUUUGACUCAUCAGAAAGAGAGACCCGACUCGGAGGAACCAGAGACGUCUGAACCAGCGAGACGACACCACUGUUCCCAGUGUGGAAAGAGUUAUACCCGAUUAUGGAGCCUGAAAAACCACAAGAGAACACAUGCAGGGAAGAAGCCUUAUCACUGCUCUCAGUGUGGGAAGAGUUUUACACGGUUAGGGAGCCUUGAAAUACAUAAGAGAAUACACACAGGAGACAAGCCUUACCACUGCUUCCAGUGUGGAAAGAGAUUUAUCCAGUCAACACAUCUGAACGAGCAUAAGAGAAUACACACAGGGGAAAAACCAUUCCAAUGCUCUCAGUGUGGAAAGACAUUUUCCCGUUCAGGGGACCUGAAAUCUCAUGAAAGAAUACACACAGGGGAAAAGCCUUACCACUGUUCCCAUUGUAAAAGUAGUUUUAGCUGGUCAGGGCAACUGAACGAGCAUGAGAGAACACACACCGGGGUGAAGCCUUACCACUGCUCCCAAUGUGGAAAAAGUUUUACAAGGUUGGGGUCCCUUAAAUCACAUAAGAUAUAUAUACACACACACAAGAGACAAGCCCUAUAACUACUCCCAUUGUGAAAAUAAGUAUUUAUCAUUAGGGGACAUAAAAAAGCAAACACUCUGUAGAGAGACCUUUCCAAUGCUCUCAGUGUGGAAUGGGAUCUGAAUGCGCAUAAGAGAAUACACAUGAGAGAAGCCAUUCCAAUGCUUGCAGUGUGGGAAGAGUUAUACCCGGAAAGGGUAUUUAGAAACUUAUGAGACACACAUGAAGUCAAAAUGUAGGUUUCCGCCUAAAUAGACAUACAAAAGUAACUGCCAUUUCAUAUGUAAUUACAUUAUUCUGACAUGCUAAAACUUGGUAUAUUUUGGAAAGAAGACAUCUGGGAGAUUGAGGAAUGAUCAGAAGAAGACAUCUGGGAGAUUAUGUUGAAGUUAUCAGAAGAUAGGAGUUACAUAGUUCAGAAUACACAAGAUCAAGCACACACAAAAUACAUUUUUUUUUAUUUUGUUAUUUUGGCUCAAAAGAUCAAUGCAGGCCAUUACUUCACCAGUUCUCCUAUUACUAGUAUGUGAUUAGCCCAGUUGGUGUUGUAAUGUUAACUCCCAUGGGAGGAAUUAUGAUGUUAUUUCUCUAAAUCAAAUCAAAUCAAAUUUUAUUUGUCACAUACACAUGGUUAGCAGAUGUUAAUGCGAGUGUAGCGAAAUGCUUGUGCUUCUAGUUCCGACAAUGCA
This is a messenger RNA of Oncorhynchus gorbuscha (pink salmon), 2252 nucleotides long. RefSeq names its product zinc finger protein 239-like. NCBI's taxonomy places the organism in Eukaryota, Metazoa, Chordata, Actinopteri, Salmoniformes, Salmonidae. The record is from RefSeq and is a predicted model, not a curated record. Bases 246 to 1583 code for a protein of 445 amino acids. The transcript has 4 exons. Gene Ontology annotation, cellular component: nucleus.